Endocarpon pusillum Z07020 is the source of this 594-nucleotide messenger RNA. RefSeq lists its product as uncharacterized. The transcript has 2 exons. Bases 1 to 594 code for a protein of 197 amino acids. NCBI's taxonomy places the organism in Eukaryota, Fungi, Ascomycota, Eurotiomycetes, Verrucariales, Verrucariaceae. The record is from RefSeq and is a predicted model, not a curated record.
AUGAAUGACACAUCUUUUGAUCCCAUCUUGCUUUCAGCCGCUCUAAUUGAUCCCUCGCCAAGAUGGACCCCGGAUCCAGAAGAAAUGGAGCAAAGAUGGAAAGAGAAAGCGUGGGAGGCUUACAAUAAUCUCAUCCAAGAGGGCGGAAUUCCUUCCAGGGAGGUUCACACGGAGCCCAUCUGGAAAGUGAACCUAACAGACGGCGGAGAGUACUCUUUUCACCUUGACGAGCAGGGUACGGACUAUCUUAUUGAACCGGCCCUCCUCUCGUCUUUUCACUGGAAACAUGAGCGAACAUGGUUUGAAGAGGAGCUCGAGGACUGGAGGCAGUUUUGCAAAAGGAACCGGAGGCAACGACGUCUGGAGUACCUGAACUAUCAGGAGCAGCGUAUACAGACACUGAGAGGAUCGGUUGUGGAUUACGAAUUUAAACUAUCUGAGGCGCGACUAGAGCUUCACAUGAGAAGCAUUCGGCUAGCAAGGACACAAAAGAAGGUCGGGAAGGGACUGAAGCGAAAGAAGGUACCCAGCUCCGAGAGAGGUCAUCCUAGACGCAGUGACCGCAUUCAGCAGCAAAUAAAAUACCGGAAAUAG